Molecule: messenger RNA, 1903 nt
Organism: Botrytis cinerea B05.10
Lineage: Eukaryota; Fungi; Ascomycota; Leotiomycetes; Helotiales; Sclerotiniaceae
Gene: Bcatx2
Product: Bcatx2
Exons: 3
Coding region: 268-1485 (405 amino acids)
Biological process (GO): zinc ion transport; transmembrane transport
Cellular component (GO): membrane
Molecular function (GO): metal ion transmembrane transporter activity
Source: RefSeq, a predicted model, not a curated record
GGUAGUUCAGCCUCGUUCGUGCAUUGAGUAAGACCCCAAAUCUGUCAUCCCGGAGUGACGAAUUAAUUUCUUUAUAAAGGGAGUGGGAGUGCGCAAUCAUAGGCAAAAUAUCUUUCACCUGCUUUUUCCCAGGACUCGACAAACUAUCUUGUCUCUUUUCUACCUAUUGUGGUUCUGAUCUCGAAAUGAAGCGGUGAUAUUGCCUUUGAUUUGGUAUUUAUAGGAUUGCGACGUAGAUUUUAAAACUGCAGAUAGAGGGCAUUCACGAUGUUCGACGGCUUAUUUAUGCUGCUCGUUUUGAGCGUGAUAAUGUGUUUGAGUUGCUUUCUUGCUGGAGCAAUUCCACUAUCUAUGGCCUUAUCGCCGUCCCAGCUUCGAUUGAUAUCUACGAUUGGUAUGGGAGUACUUGUCGGGACUUCGUUGGUUGUUAUUAUACCUGAAGGAAUUGAAGCAGUAUAUACUGCAGGAUCCUCGGCACAUGCUCAUGGAGCACGGAGUAUAGCGAUUCAAGAGAGAACUUCGGAGCUAUCAUGGGUUGGUGGAGUCAACACAAUCGCAUACUCGAACAAAGCAGUUAUCAACCGAAGACGUCCCCAUCUGAAUUCAAGGACCUCGCAGCCGAUGGAAGUUGAGAUUAUCACCAGGGAAUCUCUGGCAGAGGAAAAGGAAAAUGGUGCACCAGAGAAGUCGGAGGAGAAACCAGCGGGUGAAAGCGAUGUGCAUCACGACGAGGACGAAUCACCUACAUUUUGGAUUGGUUUAUCUCUGAUUUUAGGGUUCAUUCUUAUGUUCUUAAUUGACAAAGUUCCAAGACAUGCUUCCGAGAAAUUACAAGCUCCGGUAGCUCCAAGGCAAAUUUCCCUUAACAAUUUAUCUCAAGGAAUAUCAAACAUCUCGUCGUCUGAUGAAGAAUCAGACGGCUUUUUCCAAUCACUCACGCCGAGCCCAAAGCAAAGUCGUAGUCUGGCUACAACGACAGGGCUUGUGAUACAUGCAUCGGCAGAUGGAAUAGCCAUGGGCGCAUCCGCCUCCACAUCCAACACGAAAUUAGGGUUUAUCAUUUUCAUAGCAAUCAUGGUCCACAAAGCGCCUGCUGCCUUUGGACUCACAUCCGUCUUACUGAAGCAAGGACUUUCGAAACGAGCUGCACGUGGUCAUCUCAUAGUCUUUAGUCUCGCAGCUCCAUUCGGUGCCAUCACGACGUUUCUAUUAGUGAAUAUCUUAGGGGGUGGGAACAUCGAGGGAGCCAAAGGACAGUGGUGGACGGGAAUGCUAUUGUUGUUUUCCGGUGGAACUUUUCUAUACGUCGCAAUGCAUGCUAUGCAAGAAGAUUCGGGGGUACAUUCCCAUGAACACACCAACUCCAAUGGGUAUCUUGACGGCAUUUCACAACGUAAACAAGCGAAACCGCAAAUGAGGGACACGCUCGCGGCGGUUGGGGGAAUGUUGAUCCCUCUAUUAACACAAUUUGGUCAUGACCAUUGAGUGGGCGGUUAGAUGAAGGAGGGUUGUGUUGUGUAUAUAUAAAAGAGAGGAGAAAGGGCAUGGAAGGGAAAGGAAACUCAUGGUCGUCCAGUACGAGAAUGCAGAAAGUAAAACGCAUAGAUGAAUGCUCUUGUAAGAUAUAGAUUGGGCAUGGGAGGAAGGAACACGAUAGUAAUUGUACUAUUUUCCUACCGCUUCAAAAUUUUAGGAUAUUUAUUUCCAUUAUUUUCUCCUUGUUAGGUUUGCAAUUGGAAAUUGAAGAGAGGGGAGAUGAACGCAUGAUUCGCUUACAUCAAAGCUCCACUCCGAGACAAAACCUUGGAUCUCGAAACACUGGGCCCUUUGGCUCCAUACUAUUUUUAGAGAACAGACACUUCAGAUGUAUUCUACCAGAUUAAUGCGGAUUGGCUUCGCUUCA